AUGACCUCCUACGACAACGACCCCUUCUAUCUGAGAUACUACACAGGACACUCUGGCAAGCACGGGCACGAGUUCCUCGAGUUCGAGUACUCGCACGGCCGUCUGCGGUACGCCAACAACUCCAAUUACCGCAAUGACAGCCUGAUCCGUAAAGAGAUGUGGGUCGGCCCGCUCGUCGUGAAGGAGCUGAAGCGGAUCGUGGAGUCGAGCGAGAUCACCAAGGAAGACGACACCAACUGGCCGAAAAAGAACAUCGUCGGGAAGCAGGAGCUCGAGAUUCGUGUUGGGAACGACCACAUCGCGUUCGAGACGGCAAAAAUUGGCUCGCUGGUCGAUAUUCAGGACAGCGACGACCCGGAAGGCCUGCGUGUGUUCUACUACCUAGUGCAGGAUCUCAAGUGUCUUAUUUUCUCCCUCAUAUCUCUGCACUUCAAGAUCAAGCCUAUAUAG
Messenger RNA from Sparassis crispa, 450 nucleotides. Its product is annotated as Protein mago nashi homolog. Gene Ontology annotation, cellular component: exon-exon junction complex; nucleus. The coding region runs from base 1 to 450 and encodes 149 amino acids. The record is from RefSeq and is a predicted model, not a curated record. NCBI's taxonomy places the organism in Eukaryota, Fungi, Basidiomycota, Agaricomycetes, Polyporales, Sparassidaceae. Gene Ontology annotation, biological process: RNA splicing. The transcript is spliced from 7 exons.